UCUGUUUCAUUUCAGACACCGGCUGAUGCGUGUAGUAUGAGUACGGGAAGCUUGGUGUUGGGGGUAACUCCCCCUGGAGGCCCGGGAGGAUCCAGUGUGCCUUUGGUGCGGUGGCGAGGCCUCCUGCUGCUGGCGGCCCUGGUGCAGACGGCCACCAGCUCAGCCGCAGGGUGCGAUGACGCCGAGGGGCCCAACUCGCGCUUCAUCGUAGAGCGCUUCGAGGAAGACCGAUGGCAGGAGUUCACGCACCUCACGGUCGACAAGAACACGGGCACCGUGUACGCGGGGGGCGUGAACCGGCUCUACCAGCUGGAGCCGAACUUGCGGCUCCUGCAGUACGUGGUGACGGGCCCCGUGAGCGACUCCGUGGAGUGCCCGGCCAGCGGAUGCUUUAGCGAGGACUUGCAAAGCAUGAAGCCCACCAACAAUGUCAACAAGGUGCUGGUGAUCGACUACACGCACUCGCGCCUCAUCGUGUGCGGCAGCGUGGGGCAAGGCUCGUGCCAGGUGCGCGAUCUGCGGGACAUCACGCAGCUGACCCGCAAUGUGAGUGAGGCCAUCGUGGCCAACAACGCCACGGCGUCCACCGUGGCCUUCAUCGCUCCGGGGCCACCCAACCCGCCCGUCACGCACGUGCUCUACAUCGGCGUGACGUACACGGGCAAAUCCGUGUACAGGGACGAGGUGCCGGCCGUCGCCUCGCGCUCGCUCGAGGACAACCGCUUCUUCGACAUCGCCGUGACUGACGUGACGACGAGCACGCGGAUGCUGGUCAACUCAUUGGCGCGGAAGCGAUACCCCAUCACGUACGUGUACGGCUUUGGCUCAGAGAAUUUCAGCUACUUCCUCACGCGGCAGAUGGAGGACACGGACGCGGGGUCUCCGUACAUGAGCAAGCUGGUGCGAGUCUGCCAGAAUGACCCUGCCUACUACUCGUACACGGAGAUCCCCAUCGAGUGCAAGGACCAGCAGGGCAAGCACUACAACCUGGCGCAGGCGGCCUACGUGGGUAAGCCGGGCGCCGACCUGGCCAAGCAGCUGGGCAUCCAGACCAACGACGACGUCCUCUUCGCCGUGUUCUCCCCGUCCGAGUCAAGCGAAAGGGAAGGCUCACCCCGGCCCGCUGACAGCAGCGCACUCUGCGUAUACAGCAUGAAAUCCGUCAGACGCAUGUUCAUCGACAACAUUCAGAAAUGUUUUAGAGGCAAAAGCGACCGAGGACUCAACUUCAUCUCGCCAUCACACCACUGCAUCAAGUUGAGGAUCAGGAAUCUGAAUGAGGAUUUCUGUGGCAUGGAUGUGAACACACCCCUGGGCGGAGAGCAGCCUGUGGAGAGUCUGGCCAGCCUCACCUUCCCGACGCGACUCACCGCCGUCGCCGCCACGUCAACCGAGGUCUACACGGUGGUCUUCCUCGGCACGGCCCAGGGCCACCUGAAGAAGGUUGUGAUAGAGAACCAGAAUAAUGCGCUGGAAUAUGAUGACAUCGAGGUGGACCAGGGAUCAGCAGUCAGGCAAGACAUGCACUUUGACAAGGCGGGCGACCACCUGUACGUCAUGACUAGUAACAAGAUCUCAAAAGUCAAAACAAAAGAGUGCAGCAUAUACGAGGGAUGCAGCCAAUGCCUGGGGGCCCGUGAUCCUUACUGCGGCUGGUGUUCCUCGGAGAACAAGUGCUCCUUGCGUCGAGACUGCCGUGAGGCCUUCCAGGAUCCUCGGUCCUGGCUAGAUUACAAGACAGGCCGCUGCGCCAUCACCAGAGUCAAGCCAGACAAGAUACAGAGGACCACCAGAAGGACAUUAGCACUGAUGAUUGAGAACAUGCCACCAGUGGAUGGACCGCUACAGUGUGUUUUUAGCAGUAUGGGGAAAGACCUCAGCACAGAGACCAGGCGUACUGCUGAGGGUGUUUCUUGUGCCACUCCCCGGACUGCCUUGCUUCCUGAUAUCCCACAGAAUAAAAAUCACUUUACAGCAAAGCUUUGUGUGCGAAGAUUAGACGGUGUAAAGUUAGUGUGUACAAACUUUACGUUUUUUGACUGCACUACCUACAGCUCCUGCACUGAAUGUGUAUCGUCCCCUUUUCCUUGUGACUGGUGUGUUGAUGGCCAUCGAUGCACACACGACUCUGCAGAAAAUUGCAGAAAUGACGUUCUAGUCAAUGGUGUAAAUCGUAUUGGACCAAGCAUCAGAAGUGGCCCUUCAUUUUGUCCUCGAAUUACCUUUCUUGAGAGUCAAGAAAUUUUGGUUUCAUCAGGCUCUCAAAAAUCAAUCAAGGUCAAAGUUGACAACAUAGCUCAAUUCAUCGUGCAGACAAGGUAUGUGUGUCAAUUCAACAUUGAGGGAAGAGUUACCAGUGUAAGUGCCAACUUGCUGAGUGAUACUAUUUACUGUGACAGAAUGGAAUUUUCAUACACAACAGCUGCGCCGUCAAUUAAUGCAACAUUUGCUGUGAUCUGGGGAGGCUCAAAACCCCUUGAUAAUCCUGGUAACAUUCAUGUGCUGGUAUAUAAAUGUCAGCACAUGGCCAACAACUGUGGCAUGUGCUUGAAUCUUGCGGAGCGCUUUAGAUGUGGCUGGUGUCAGUCAAGUAGUCGGUGUGAGGUGGCAGCCCAGUGUGAGGAAGGAGCGUGGCUGGACAGGGAUCGCACUUGUCCCAAUAUAAUGAUUACCAACUUUUAUCCGCGAAGUGGCCCCUGGGACGGAGGCACGAAUGUUACCAUAGAAGGUAUUAAUUUGGGCAAGCAGAUUGAUGACAUCUAUGAUGGAAUAUAUGUUGCUGGCAUUCCCUGCCAGCCGAUUCGUGAUUCAUAUGUCCCAACCAGAAAGGUUACUUGCCUGGUAGACAGCCCAGGAGUGAAUUCCUUUAAGGAAGGACCCAUUGUUGUAAAGGUGUCUCGCGAAUACCGAAGUGAAUCCGAAGCCAAGUUUAGAUUUGUGAAUCCAGAGAUAACAGCCAUUUCACCAGAUUCAGGACCAAGGUCGGGGGGAACAGUGCUCCACAUUAUUGGCAAGUAUAUGAAUGCUGGCAGCCGCAUUAAUGCCUUCAUCAACGGACUUCCAUGCACAAUUCAAAGCACAAAUGCAAGCACAGCAACAUGCAUCACAUCUUCGUAUUCGGACUUGCCAAAGGAAGAUAGUAUCGAAAUGACCUUCGACAAUGGCCGAAGAAAGUUGGAGGGGAAGUACUUCACUUACGUUGACGACUCAGAGAUGUUUGUCUGGUCUGGUGGAGUGGCAGAGGCUGGUGUAGUGCAGACGGCCAUCACCAAGGGGCCAAACUUGCGCUUCAUUGUGGGCCGCUUCGAGGAUGACCAAUGGCAGGAGUUCACGCACCUCACGGUCGACAAGAAAACAGGCAUGGUGUACGCAGGGGGCGUGAACCGGCUCUACAAGCUGGACCCGAACUUGCGGCGCUUGCAGUACGUGGUCACAGGCCCUGUAAAGGACUCCGUGCAGUGCUCAGCCAGCGUCUGCUUUGGCGACACAAUCCUGAACAUGAAGACCACCAACAACGUCAACAAAGUGCUAGUGAUCGACUACUAUCGCUCACGCCUCAUUGUGUGUGGCACUGUGCGACAAGGCUCGUGCCAGGUUUGUAAGCUGCAGGACAUCACGCAGCUGACCCGCAACGUGAGUGAGGCCAUCGUGGCCAACAGCGCCACAGCCUCCACCGUGGCCUUCAUCGCCCGUGGAGUGCCCAAUCCAUUCCGUCCACACGUGCUCUACGUCGGCGUGACGUACACAGGCAAUUCCGUGCACAGGGACGAGGUGCCGGCCGUCGCCUCGCGCUCACUAGAGGACGAGCGCUUCUUAGACGUUGCCAUUCACUACCCGAGGACAAGCACGCGGAUGUGGGUCAAUUCGCUGGUGCGAAAACAAUACCUUAUCACAUACGUGUAUGGCUUUAGCUCGGAGAAGUUCAGCUACUUCCUCACGCGGCAGAUGGAGGACACCAACCCUAAGUCUCCGUACAUCAGCAAGCUGGUGCGAGUCUGCCAGAAUGACCAGGACUACUACUCAUACACAGAGAUCCCCAUUGAAUGCAAGGACUCGCAGGGCAAGCACUAUAACCUGGCACAGGCAGCCUUCCUGGGCAAGCCGGGCACUGACCUGGCCACUCAGAUGGGCAUCCAGCCCAACGACGAUGUCCUCUUCGCUGUGUUCUCAUGUGGAAGGGAGGACUCUCCUAGGCCUGCCAACAGCAAUGCUCUCUGUGUAUACAGCAUGAAAUCCAUCAGACGCAGGUUCAUUGACAACAUUCAAGAAUGCUACAGAGGCAAAGGCGAACGAGGACUCAACUUCAUCUCGCCGUCGCAACACUGUAUCGAGAUGAACAUUGAUGUGAACGAGGAUUUCUGCGGCACGGCUGUGAACACACCCCUGGGCGGAAAGCAGCCUGUGGAGAGUCUGGCCAGCCUCACCUUCCCGACGCGACUCACCGCCGUCGCCGCCACGUCAACCGAUGCGUACACGGUGGUCUUCCUCGGCACGGCUCAGGGCCACCUGAAGAAGGUUGUGAUAGAGAACCAGACUAAUGCGCUGGAAUAUGAUGACAUCGAGGUGGACCAGGGAUCAGCAGUCAGGCAAGACAUGCACUUUGACAAGGCGGGCGACCACCUGUACGUCAUGACUAGUAACAAGAUCUCAAAAGUCAAAACAAGAGAGUGCAGCAUAUACGAGGGACGGAACCAAUGCCUGGGGGCCCGUGAUCCUUACUGCGGCUGGUGUUCCUCGGAGAACAAGUGCUCCUCGCGUCGAGACUGCCGCGAGGCCUUCCAAGACCCUCGGCGUGGCUGAGCUACAAGCCAGGCCAAUGCGCCACCAUCACCACACUCAAGACAGACAGGAUUCAGCAGACCUUUUUUAUAAUUAUUCACACACACACAGCC
This is a messenger RNA of Penaeus vannamei (Pacific white shrimp), 4892 nucleotides long. The record is from RefSeq and is a predicted model, not a curated record. NCBI's taxonomy places the organism in Eukaryota, Metazoa, Arthropoda, Malacostraca, Decapoda, Penaeidae.